GACCUGAGUGCGUACUGCACUGAACAUACCGUUCAAGGACUAGCUAUCCCGAGAAUCAGGCAGUGUCGGGUCGAAACUUUCCAUUAUUCCAAGGACACAAUAUAAGUGAGGAAGCAUGACCAGACCUGACGACAUCGAGGACGUGGAUCCCGGUCCUUCCCGGGGACAGUGCUGCAAGGAGGCCAUGAAGGAGAAUCUCCUCCUGCUCCUGACCAUCCUGGGAGUGGGGCUGGGGAUCCUCAUGGGGUUUCUCAUGCGUAUGGCCAACCUGUCCGAUGAGAAUAUCGACUACUUCUCCUUCCCGGGAGAACUGUUCCUCAGGAUGCUAAAGUGCAUGAUCCUGCCGCUCAUCCUGUGCAGUAUCAUCUCUGCUCUGGCCACGUUAGACGCCAAGACCUCCGGCAGGCUCGGCGGCCGCGCGGUGGCGUACUAUGCCGGCACCACUCUGAUCGCUGUUAUCAUAGGCAUCAUCCUGGUGGUGAGCAUCCACCCUGGACAGGGGGACCCGAGCAAGAUCGAGAGGGCGGGAAGUUCCCGCAGAGUCAGCGCCGCCGAUUCCUUCUUGGACCUCAUCAGGAACAUGUUUCCCGAUAACAUUGCUCAGGCUUGUUUCCAGUCGUACAACACGCGGAUCGUGGAGCAAACCAAGCCCAACCCGGCGUACAUGGCCUCCAACAUGACCACGCCCACCAUGGCGCCGAAUGUUACAGCCAUUCCUGAGGAGAUCACGGUAUAUACAAAGCAAGGAGGUUACUCGAACCGUCUGAACGUUCUGGGCAUCAUCACCUUUUCCAUCUUCUUCGGGGUGGUGUUGGGCCGUAUGGGCGAGAAGGGCAAGCCUCUGGUCCAGGUCUUCACCAUCUUCAACGACUGCAUAAUGACGCUGGUCUACCUCAUCAUGUGGUACUCUCCCAUCGGCAUCAUGUUCCUCAUCGCGGGUAAGAUCAUGAAGAUGAUCGAUCCCCUGAAGCUGGUGGGACAGCUCGGCAUGUACAUGGUGACUGUCAUCGUCGGACUGGCCAUUCACGGCUUCAUCAUCCUCCCCGGACUGUACCUGAUCUUCACCCGGAAGAACCCGUUCAAGUACAUCGCUGGGAUAGGCCAGGCCCUGGUCACCGCGUUUGGUACUGCCUCCAGUUCUGCUACCCUGCCGGUGACCAUCCGCUGCCUUGAGGACAAGAACGGCGUGGAUCCCCGCGUGGCCCGCCUGGUGCUGCCGGUGGGAGCCACCAUCAACAUGGACGGCACUGCGCUGUACGAGGCCGUCGCCUCCAUCUUCAUCGCCCAGGUCAACGGCAUCACGCUCAACUUCGGGCAGAUCGUCGCUGUCAGCGUCACCGCCACUGCUGCCAGCGUGGGGGCUGCCGGGAUACCGUCAGCUGGACUCAUCACCAUGGUGAUCGUUCUGACGGCUGUGGGGCUGCCGAUCGAGGACAUCACUCUGCUGUUCGCCAUUGACUGGCUCCUGGACCGCUUCCGGACCGCCACCAAUGUUCUAGGAGAUUCCAUCGGCGCGGGGAUCAUCGACCACAACGUGCGGGGCACACUGCCGCCCCUGGAUCAUGAGAAGUACGACGAGGGCAUGCUGGGACGUCCUCCUGCUUAUGAGAGCCGCGCCAAGCGGGAGAUGGAGGUCACCCCGCUGUAGACAGUGACGUCAGCGCCAAGCAAAUGUUGGGGGUGGAAUUUUUUUAGCUGUAACGAUUUUUCUGCUUCAUCCAUCCAGUGGUUGUUAGAGAAGCCCGGCCAGUCAGAAAACAGCACAAUUUUCCACCACAACAUCUGCUUAGAGAUGAGGUUUGGCGUACGUUUAGGAGAGUUAAGAGAGAAGAGAACAUAGUGUACUUUUGGGGGGGGGGGACGACAGGAAACUAACAUGGUUUCGAUGAAUAUAUUUGCUGAUGACCUGCAAUACUCAAAGUAACCUAUAUAUAUAUAGCAAUUUUUAUUACUAAUUACAAGCCCAAUUUAGACAAUGGCGUACUAAAAAAGAUAUCAGGAGCAAGGUGUGCAUUUAGGUCAAUAUUGAUAUGCCCUUUACUUUCAAUGACAGUGUACUCGUAUUUUAAGUUAGAAUUGCU
Molecule: messenger RNA, 2081 nt
Organism: Branchiostoma belcheri (Belcher's lancelet)
Lineage: Eukaryota; Metazoa; Chordata; Leptocardii; Amphioxiformes; Branchiostomatidae
Product: excitatory amino acid transporter 1-like
Exons: 12
Coding region: 116-1648 (510 amino acids)
Biological process (GO): L-glutamate transmembrane transport
Cellular component (GO): plasma membrane
Molecular function (GO): neutral L-amino acid transmembrane transporter activity; L-glutamate transmembrane transporter activity; glutamate:sodium symporter activity
Source: RefSeq, a predicted model, not a curated record